This is a messenger RNA of Perca flavescens (yellow perch), 3444 nucleotides long. RefSeq lists its product as uncharacterized. Gene Ontology annotation, molecular function: Wnt receptor activity; Wnt-protein binding. Bases 1315 to 3318 code for a protein of 667 amino acids. The record is from RefSeq and is a predicted model, not a curated record. Gene Ontology annotation, biological process: non-canonical Wnt signaling pathway; canonical Wnt signaling pathway. Gene Ontology annotation, cellular component: plasma membrane. NCBI's taxonomy places the organism in Eukaryota, Metazoa, Chordata, Actinopteri, Perciformes, Percidae. The transcript has 10 exons.
GGGCUUUGCGCCGCACCGGGUGCAAGAUAGGGCCCUAAAGCUCUUAAGCAUGUCGCUGAACCAAAGUGGACACUCAGUUCUGCUUCCAUAAACGUUUUUUAUCUCAAAAGUUCAUGUUUUUGAGUGUGUGUCAUGAAAUUUGGCACGAACCAAAUAAAACAAACGGCUGGAAUCUGGAAGUGUUGGCUUCACGUACCAACCGACGGACUACAUCCCCAUCUCUACCGCCACACAACUAGCAUCGCUAAAAAUCCUGAAUAUUGUUUCUGAAACCAUUGUACCUGAUUGAAUAGGAAAUACUAUGUUGUUUAGGCCAGUGGCUUCCAAAGUCCUUGAGAGGGUUCCAGGUGUCCAACUAAAGAGGGAAUCACUCAUUUCCACUAUAAUUCCAACCGUACGUAACACAACAGAAUGUAGGACUAUUUUUGGUCAUAGGUAUCAUACACUUUCUGUUAGCAAAAAUCCCAUCAGACAGGAAAACCUGGAACUAAAUCUUCAGUUCAGGACUCCUUGAUGUGGAAAAGGUUUGGGAACCACUGGUUUAUGCAACAGACAACCACACUGUGUCCCUAUUCAGAUGUCUUUCAUUAAAUGCAUUCAUUUUAUUUACACGGUUGAAGCGUUUUUAUCUCUAUAAAAGUCUCAUGCUUUCAGGCAAACAUCAGGCGUGCUCAAAACAACUUUAGGAGGACAAGGUCUCUCUUAGCCAGAAAGCCAGCCCCGUUCUCUCUCUCUCUCUCUCUUUCUCUCUCUCUCUGUCUCUGUCUCUCUCUCUCACUGCUGUCGGAUUGAGUGAGAGAAUCAACUCAUCCUGUUUACGGUAAAACAACAUGAUGCCACACGGUGGGCGUGCAAUGCUGGAACUCAUUUUUUUAUUUACGGAAAUCAGAGCUCCAGAGAACUGAAGAUGCCGUUUAAAAAUCACGUUAACUCUUUAAGUGUUGAAAUACUUUCCAUUGAAAGAACUCAGGUUUAUUGUGCCAGACUUUAUGCAACUAAUUCUUAUCCCACCCCCCCCGGCUACACAGAAAGCACACAAUCACAACCAGAUGUUGAGCUUCUUUUAAAAGCCCUUGGUUCUCAGAAUAGGGCUGCUGCUCUGAGACCAGUUUAGCUCUCUUUUAGUGUUGAGCACCUUAUUGAUAUGUGACCUUAGCAGUGCUCCUAAGUCAGCGCCUCGUUUGUAGAGACUCCAUUCGUGGACUCGUACUCCACCUCCCUGAGCACAGCAGCAGAGACGCACACUGGUCUCCAACCUCCAGAAGCAUUUGUUCCAUACAGCACGGGCCAGUUUUUAGACAUUACCGAGAGAACAUGGAGCAUUUGGUCUUGGUGGUUCUGGGUCUGCUGCUCUCUCCCCACUGUCUCCGGGCACAAAGCAGCAACAGGGCGAACUGCAAGCCAGUGACGGCCAGCUUUUGUCAGGGUGUGGGAUACACCACCACCCAGCAUCCCACUGGAGCGCUAGGCUUCAACCUGCAGCAGACGGGUCAGAUUGUGGAGACGGCUUGCUCGCCGCACGUAGCCGUGCUCAUGUGCCGCGUCGUCGUGCCCGAGUGCGGCUCGGAGGACAACAGCAGGAUGAAGCCGUGCCGGGCUCUGUGUGAGAAGGUGAAGACGGACUGCGAUUCUGCCCUCAGAGCCAAGAGGCUGGUCUGGCCCACCAGGCUCCGAUGUGAAACUCUACCAGAGUCCAACUGUGUGCAGGGUCAAGACACCAGGGUAGCUCCAACCUCUCCUGCAGCAUGUCAGGCCAUCAGCGUCCCUCUCUGCAUGGACAUGCCGUACACGGAGACGGUCCUGCCCAACCUCCUGGGCCACACGAGCCAGGAGGAAGCCAGCCUGAUGUUACAGACGUUUAGUCCAAUUAUACAAGUGGGCUGCUCCUCUGAGCUGAAGCCUUUCUUGUGCUCCGUCUACACUCCUAAGUGUGUGUCAGGAACACCUCGGCCUCCCUGCAGAACGCUCUGCGAGAAGGCCAGGUCCGGCUGCGAGUCCCUGAUGAACAAGUUUGGCUUCCGGUGGCCAGAAGCCCUCAGGUGUGAAGCAUUUACCACAGAGUCCUGCGAUAAGAGUCAAGACAUGAGUUUUACUCACACGUCCUUUGCAACCUGCGAGCCAAUCAGCGUUCCUCUCUGCGUAGGCCUGCCGUACACUGAGACCGUCCUGCCCAACGCUCUGGGCCACAAAUCUCAGGAGGAUGCAGGCAUGGAAAUACAUCAGUUUUAUCCGCUUGUAAAAGUGGAGUGCUCCCCUCACCUGAAGCCUUUCUUGUGCUCCGUCUACACUCCCGAGUGUGUGUCAGGAACACCUCGGCCUCCCUGCAGAACGCUCUGCGAGAAGGCCAGGUACGGCUGCGAGUCCCUGAUGAACAAGUUUGGCUUCCGGUGGCCAGAAGCCCUCAGGUGUGAAGCAUUUACCACAGAGUCCUGUGAGCACUACGGGGUGGGCAGCAGCGGGGGGUUCUGUGAGCCGAUCACCAUACCGAUGUGCCAGGGCCUCUCCUACAACCAGACCAUCACUCCUAAUCUUCUGGGACACACAAGCCAGAGGGACGCGGUGGUGAAGAUGUCCUUUUUCAACUCGAUGGUGCAGACUAUGUGCUCGGUGGACAUCCGGCUGUUUGUUUGUACGGUGUACGCCCCCCAGUGCGUGGCGGGGGAAGUGCAGCGGCCCUGCAGGUCCUUCUGCGAGAGGGCCAGACAAGGCUGCGAGGGUCUGAUGAACAGCUUUGGCCUUUCCUGGCCGGACGAGCUGCAGUGCAACUUAUUCCCAGAGGAAAUGUGUAUAUCAGAAGACAGAAGGCCUGAUAUGCUGAAUGCUGAAGGUGUCCUUGCUAAGCUGAACGCCGGUGGCUACUCUGUUCGUGGCAAAUCCCUGAGUCUCAAGACGGCCCGCCUCCUGUUGACUCUCAUGGAUGCGGACAAGACUGGAGACCUGGAUGUGGUGGAGGUCUUCAAACUGGAGCACUACGUGGCUGCUACCAGGAGGGAGUACGUGGAGAGCUACGAGAGGAGGAGCCCACCCUCCGUCACGCAAACCCAAAUGAAAAAGAUUCUGUCUGGCCGGAAUUUCAAUUUAGAUGAUGAAACCUUCAGAGUUCUGUGGUACGAGCACAACUCCAAGGAUGGGAUCGACUACGAUGAGUUUGUGGCCGUUGUGACAAAACUUCAUAUCCUCAGAGAUCGUUUCCAGGCUCAUCUGCUGAAUUUGCCGUGUGAUUGCCAAGUCGCCAGCUUCUCUUUCAAGCAGGUGAGUGUAAAUGUUUUCAAUAAUCCUGUCAUAUGGCCCAAAUUCUGUUUAUUUACCUGCAUGUGAACCUACAAAGAUAAAUAUUUUAAGUACAAUAGUCUCACCUAACUUCUGAAAAGAAAUAGUUUGCAAUGUAUAUGUUUGUAAUGGAAUAAACAUUGGACUUCCAAAAACUUCCUUUAGGAUUUUUUU